Molecule: messenger RNA, 1545 nt
Organism: Podospora anserina S mat+
Lineage: Eukaryota; Fungi; Ascomycota; Sordariomycetes; Sordariales; Podosporaceae
Exons: 2
Coding region: 1-1545 (514 amino acids)
Source: RefSeq, a predicted model, not a curated record
AUGCCUGCUGCGAAGCCCACGCCACAGCCUAGAAGACCAAUACGCAGAUUCGAAUUGCAGGAUGUCCGCUUUAAUGGCAGAUCAAGCUUCUAUAAAGACCCGCAGCUUGUGCUGAAGCCGCAACUCGAUCUUGUUCCUCGUAGACCAGUCGAUGGCUCGCGACUUCGGAUGCCUCUAUGGCGAAAUUACUUGAUGGUCCAUGUUAAAGACAGGGCUGAGGAACUGGUCAAGCUCGACCUUGCAGACUUUCGUCCGUCGGAGGGGCCUACAGACAACGGUGCACCAGAGCAAUUCAUACGCCGCGCCCAACAUGAACCUGUUCUUUAUGUUCGAUAUCCUUCCAACACUCAAGAUGGAUCCUCAAUACUCAGAGCCACUCUCAAAGUUGCUUCGGACUUUGAGACUGUCUUGAAGGAAUUUGAUGAUUUAGGGAUAAAUGUCGACUGUUAUCAAGAGGAAUUGCAGCAGGAUCAGAGUUAUUCUUGGAGCCAGCCUUACAGCCAAUCACAAAACGUCUACUACCACCCGACUCCAAACGCCAUGUCUCCCCCACUGCCACCACACAGCUCGCCAUACAGCUCAUCAAAUCACUCACAUCCUUACAGCUCAAGCCCACCAUAUUCAAUUGCACCAAAUCCACCAUAUCACUAUCCCAACGCAGCACCAGAUCAACUCACCUAUCAGCGAUCUGCAAGUCAACCGGUGGGAUAUCCUGGUGGUUAUCAAUCUCAAGGACAGUGGUCGCCUCCAGUGAUGCCAUCCCCGGCAGCAACAACCAUUGGAAUCCCUGGAGUACUCGGAGCGGGCAUAUACAAGGUUAGCAAACUCGGGUCAUUUUCGUCUUCUCGAUCAAGGUCACGGAAAAGCCAACCCUCUCGAGGAGGGCACGGCUCUGCUCCUGGGAAACAUCUCGACGAUAACCACCAAACAACCCAAUCGCCUAGCAGUGGAAUAUCCAGCCCACAUCCUCUUCCGGACUCUUCCUAUUCUGUAUCCGUGCCCAGGAGGCUUCUCCAGCGAGUGCAGACAAUUAUUAGUGAAUCAGAGAGCCAAGAGACCAUUUCGCAAGCGUCGACUCUUACGUCAGACUAUGAAGACCCUUCGACACGACCGUUUGGGGGUUUGAGAAUACCAGAGGAGGAAGAAGCUGGAGAGGCAUCUAGCCAACAGACCGCGAUCACCACGGUGGCAUCGACUAGGUCAGCCACGAGUACUGCAAUGGUGCCUGCACAUCCAAAUACCUCAACAGAAAUAGUUCCCUAUAGGCAAGCACAACAAAAGCAUGACCCUCCGGACUCGGGGAGAAUCAACAUGCAGGCACUGCUGCGCAUCUCGCAGAUACAACAGGAAGGGCUGGUUGAUGCGACGAGGUUAUGGGAGGAUAUGAUGGAGAAGGGGAGGAAUGCGAUUGCUGGGGUGGAUGAUCCGGAAGAGGCAUUUAGAGUGUUGUCGGGCUUCCAGGAGGAGUUCAUCAGAAGAUGGACUAGGGUGGUUGCUUCAACAGUGAGGGAGAUGAGGGAAGUGGAGAAUAAGAGCGCAAUGUAA